Molecule: messenger RNA, 1652 nt
Organism: Ichthyophthirius multifiliis
Lineage: Eukaryota; Ciliophora; Oligohymenophorea; Hymenostomatida
Product: n-terminal domain protein
Exons: 5
Biological process (GO): Golgi to endosome transport
Cellular component (GO): endosome; trans-Golgi network
Source: RefSeq, a predicted model, not a curated record
AUGAGUUUAAGUAAAAAUCAAUUACCUUAUAAUACUUCUAUUGCUACGAAAGAAGUUGAUAUUUUAUUCUUUUUUUAUGUUAUUAUAUCUAAUUAUCCAUUGGAUACUUAAAAAAUUAACGAAACAUAUUUAAUUAAUAUAUGGAACGAAGCCAUCAAAUUUUUCUAAGUAUUCAAUUAUACAAAACAUACAGAAAGUUUAGUUUGGGUAUUGGAAUGUAUAUAUAUGAUGACCUUAAAGUUUUCAUUAAAAGCUCCAUUGAAUAAUAAAUCUUUUAAAAAAGAUUUAACUAAAAUUAGUAAAAGUUUACUCUUAGAUCUUUCUAAUAUAGCAGUAUUUAAAUAUAAGUUUGUAAAUAUAGAUAUUAUAGGAAAUUAUAAUAUCGAUAAUCUAUUUUAAAUUGUAAGUCCUUAUUCACCUAAUAUUUAUAAGAUUUUUAAAUAAAACUAAAAAGAUUAAAUUUUAUUUUUAAGUGGUGAAAAUGAAAAUAUUAAUUAUGAGUAAAUAACAAGUAUUUUAUGUUAUAAAAUACUAAAUGAAGUUAGUAUGGAAUUACUCUAAAAUAUAUAUAAUAAUGAUUUUGCAACUAUUUAUUCUAUUACUUAAGAAUAUAUGAUUGAUUUAUUCAAAGUUAUAGGUUAAAAAUAACAGAAUUAAUUAUAUGCAUUUUACGCUUCUUAAUUAAUUUAUUCACUUUUGAAAAAUAAUAAAUAAAAUCUAAUUAAAGAACUUAAAAAAAAUAUUUUAGAUAUUUUUAAUUCUUAAGAUUUCUUUUAGUGUGAUGUUUAAAAUUUAUGCUAUUGGAAACUUAUUAUUGAUACAGUAAGUGAUUAAGAUGAUUUAUUUAAAGAAUUUACAGCUAGAGAUAAUAUUUUUAAUAUUUUGAUUAACAAAGGGAUAGAAAAUUAACAUAAAAUUAAAAAAUUAUUCAGAAUUUGUUUCAUUAUUUAUUCAGGUCAAUAAGAUAAAUAUAAUAAAAAACUAUAAGAAAUCUUUGAAAUUAUAAAUGAAAUUAUCAAAAAUAUCGAUACAUCGGCUAAUUUAAUUAUUUUAAUUUUAUUAUAUUUCAGAAUUAUGAUUUUAAGAAUGUCUUAGAUUGUGUUAGUAGAUUUUUUUAGAACUAUAUGGCCUAUUUUAUUGAACCUUUUAAUUAAGAUUUUUAGUAAAAAGGAUAAUAGUCUUAUAAAUAUUAAUUUAAUUUUUGCUGGUUUAAAAUUAAUUGAAUUAAUUUCUAUUGUUUAAAUUGAAGAUUUUUAUUUUUAUUAAUGGAUUUUUUUAUUUGAUACUUUUGGUGUUAACAUAGAAAAAAUACAAUAAGAUUAAUAUAUUAUUUAAAACAAUUAAUUUGUUACUCCAUUUUAAUUUAAUCCUAUUUUAGGAACUUUAUUUGAAUAACCAUAUAAAAUAGACUAUAUAAGUACUAUGAAAAAAGAAGAUAUUUAAUAAAGUUUUGAAAAAACAACUAGAAAGGUUAUUUUUACUGAAUCAAGUGUAUUUUUUUGUUACAUAACCUUUAUUUAUUUAUUUUUAAACUUAAAAUAAUUAGAUCUAAACGUUUUAAUAGUUAUAAUAAAAAAUACAUGAAUUUUGCUAAUAUAUCAUAUUUAUUAAUCAAAAAAGACCUGAAGUUGAUUUAAUAUUAAUGGAAGAAA